AUGCAACAAAAGAAGUCAGAUGUUGAUGAAUGCGCACUCGACUUGUGCAAGGAGCCCAACUCGUGGUGUAUCAAUCUGCGUGGCUCAUUUGCGUGCUGCACUGCAAAUUCGACAUCCUCGACCUGUGUUGGCCUUGAAAUUACCGGUGGCCAAGAAGGCCAUCUGCAUGCCGCUAGUGCUGGCAUCCUUCGGACGCAAUAUGGUUCUUUGGCAUCAUCUUCGCCGAUAGCAACGAAAGAUAUUGGUUCCAGCGGGAAAAUAGUUUCUAAUACAUUUGGAACAAGCAAAGCACGGACUGGUCAAGAUGCUGGUGCCGACGCAUGGGGUCAUUGGAGCAGCGGUUCUAGUGGACGGAAGGGUGGAUGGGCUAUUGAAACGGUGGGAGAAUGGAAGAAUUUUACUGGCCAUGCGAUAAUUAUUGGGCGCGGUCGGAUUGAAAGCGGAAAAUGGAACUUAACUCAAGGUAUGGAUGGGAAACUAACUUGGACUGGGUUUUUUCUGCUUAAUGACAAAGGUUGA
Gongylonema pulchrum is the source of this 519-nucleotide messenger RNA. Lineage: Eukaryota; Metazoa; Nematoda; Chromadorea; Rhabditida; Gongylonematidae. The record is from the annotation of a GenBank genome assembly.